This is a messenger RNA of Parasteatoda tepidariorum (common house spider), 612 nucleotides long. The record is from RefSeq and is a predicted model, not a curated record. Lineage: Eukaryota; Metazoa; Arthropoda; Arachnida; Araneae; Theridiidae.
UAUUUACUCUGGGUCGCAGUCUUUUUGCUGAAACAACCACCGAAGUGCCUUUCAAGAACAUAAUUCUCACCUUAAUUUCCAUGAUAGUUACACUUGGAAUCGGAUUAGCUUUUCAAAGAUGGCUGCCCCGUGUGGCUAAAUUCUGCCGCCGCAUCUUGGCUCCCGUGUCGAUUUUCAUGAUCAUUUUCAUCAUCAUUUUUGGCACCUACGCCAACCUCUACAUGUUCAAACUUUUCACCUGGAGAAUCGUAGUAGCAGCCUCCGCUAAUGUGUGGAUUGGAUUCCUCAUCGGUGCCUUGCUGUCCAAGUCGUUCGAUCUUUCCUUGGAAGAUAUAAUUGCCAUCGCUGUUGAGACUGGUGUUCAGAACACCGGGAUAGCCAUCGUUUUGCUUGGCUUUUCCCUCGGUCAACCGGAAGGAGAUCUGGCUGCUGUUGUACCAGUUGCUGCGUCUAUCAUGACACCAUUCCCACUGCUGUUGGCCUAUUGCGUUUUGAGAGUGUAUAGAAAGUAUUUUCCAAGCAAAAGCAAGCCAGAAUCUCGUCUCUAUGUAAUGGAUGACGAGGAAGAGAAGAGAACCUUACCAACGCCCAGCAGUUGUGAUUCUAUAAUGG